AUGGCGGCGCAAGCAGAGCUGAUAGAGCCUCUACUUGUUGCGACGGAACCCGAAAAGGGCGAUGCAGCAUCUGAGACUCAUACAGACCAAGAGUCGGUGCGGAAACAUCGGAAACCACAGGCAUGUGCUGGGGAGGACAGAAGGAUACCCCGCCAUCGACUCUUCUUGGCGUGUGCCUCCAUCCUGACCUUGGUCCUUCUCGCUCCUUUCGUAUGCAGAGCGUUGCCGUUCGGGGACCCUUCGAGAUGGAGUGGUCACUGGUUGAACGCCGCUGAGCGGCCCGAUGGAACCCAGUCUCCGGGAGACCGCUAUCUCAUCGGGGUUGGCAAAGCUGAUAUCACCGGGCCCGUGGUCGAAAUCAACCUGAUGGGCUACGCGGAUCCAAAGCAAGUCGGUACUGGUCUCCGACAGCGACUGUACUCGCGGGCCUUCAUUGUCGGCAGUGUCGAUAAACCCGACGAGAGAUUCGUCUACCUGGUACUGGACACCCAGUCAGGCGACACGGCCGUCCGAUACGGCAUCAUCAACGGCCUCAAAGCGCUUGGUCCGGCGUACGCCGUUUACAACCACCACAACGUUGCCGUGACGGGCACUCACUCGCAUGCCGGGCCUGCCGGUUGGCUGAAUUACUUGCUUCCCCAAAUUACCAGCAAAGGCUUCGAUCACCAAGGCUACCGUGCUAUUGUCGACGGUGCACUGCUCUCGAUUCGUAAGGCUCACGAAAGCCUUCAGCCAGGGUACUUGAGCGUUGGCACCACCAAGGUGCAGGGGGCCAACAUAAACCGCAGCUUAUUUGCAUAUCUUGCCAACCCAGAGCAGGAGCGUGCCAAAUACAAUGUCAGCGCAGAUGACGAUGGCUCCGUAGAGAAAGACCUGACCCUGCUCAAGCUCCAACGGGCAUCGGACAAGAAGAACAUUGGCGUCCUUACCUGGUUUCCCACCCACGGGACCUCGCUACUGGGCAACAACACUCUGAUUGCAGGUGACAAUAAAGGAGUGGCCGCCUAUCUGUUCGAAAAGAACGCCCGCCAGGAUCCUACGGCGGCUGAGAACUUUGUGGCUGGCUUCUCACAAGCGAAUGUCGGUGAUACCAGCCCGAAUGUCCUGGGCGCGUGGUGUGAGGACGGCUCAGGGGAGAUGUGUAGCUUCGAAAACAGUACCUGCAGUGACGGCAGAUCCCAGGCAUGCCACGCCCGCGGGCCGUUCUUCCGGGUUCAAGACAACGGGGCGAGCUCAUGCUUUGAGGUAGGGAAACGACAGUUCGAGCCUGCUCUGGCACUCUACCACGAUCUUCAGCGAAACCCGGUUACUGUGCGAGGCGGGCCGGUCAAGUCGUUUCAUACCUUCCAUGACAUGUCCGGCUUCUCGUUCCUCCUCCCCAACGGCUCAGAAGCCCGCACAUGCCCGGCGGCGCUCGGGUAUUCGUUCGCCGCCGGGACAUCGGACGGCCCCGGCGCGUUCGAUUUCACGCAGCACGACGGCAACGAAAACACUACGUCGCCAGUCUGGAAGGUCGUCUCGCGCCUUCUUAAGAACGCCACGCCUGAGCAGCGAGCGUGCCACGACCCCAAACCGAUCCUCCUAGAUGUUGGUGAGGUGCACAGCCCGUACGACUGGACGCCCAACAUCGUCGACGUGCAGGCAUUCCGCGUCGGCCAACUCUUCAUCAUCGUCAGCCCCGGCGAAGCGACCACUAUGUCCGGCCGGCGAUGGAAGAAUACCGUAGCGGACGCCUCAGCAACCCUGUUCCGUGACGAACGCCGUCAAACCCCCGAAUCGGCCGACCCUAGCCCUGCCCCCGUCGUUGUCCUAGGCGGCCCGGCGAACAGCUACACGCACUACAUCACUACCGAAGAAGAGUACGGCAUCCAGCGCUACGAGGGGGCGUCGACGCUAUACGGCCCGCACACGCUGGCGGCGUACAUCAACGUGACGCUAUCGUUCUUAUCCUACCUGGGCGCCGACGCGCCGCCGCCGCCGCCGCACGACGACGUGGGCCUGUUCCCGCCGGACAACUCGAACCGGUCGCUGUCGUUCAUCUCGCCCGUCGUGCUGGACGGUACGCCGCUGUUCAAGGGGUUUGGCGAUGUGGUCACCGACGUGAAUAGGGUUUAUCGGAGGGGCCAGCAGCCGCCGGUGAGCGCGGUGUUCGUGGGCGCGAACCCGAGAAAUAACCUGCGCCUGGAGGGCACGUUUGCCGCAGUGGAGAAGCUGAGUCUGCUUAAUAAUGGAAGGGGGGGGGAGGAGGCGUCGGUGUGGAAGAGGGUGAGGGAUGAUGGGGACUGGGCUUUGGUGUUCCACUGGCGGAGGACGAACGAGAUCCUGGGCACGAGCGAGGUCGAGAUUGUGUGGGAGCCCGAGGACUGGGCGGAGCAGGGGGUGUAUCGGAUCCGGUAUUAUGGGGAUUCGAAGAGUCUGGGCGGGAAUAUUGUGGCUUUUGAGGGCGUGAGUUCGCCGUUUACUUUGAUGUAA
Molecule: messenger RNA, 2472 nt
Organism: Chaetomium globosum CBS 148.51
Lineage: Eukaryota; Fungi; Ascomycota; Sordariomycetes; Sordariales; Chaetomiaceae
Exons: 1
Coding region: 1-2472 (823 amino acids)
Biological process (GO): long-chain fatty acid biosynthetic process; ceramide catabolic process; sphingosine biosynthetic process
Cellular component (GO): extracellular region
Molecular function (GO): N-acylsphingosine amidohydrolase activity
Source: RefSeq, a predicted model, not a curated record